Molecule: messenger RNA, 814 nt
Organism: Tigriopus californicus
Lineage: Eukaryota; Metazoa; Arthropoda; Copepoda; Harpacticoida; Harpacticidae
Gene: Pburs
Product: partner of bursicon-like
Exons: 4
Coding region: 168-617 (149 amino acids)
Biological process (GO): G protein-coupled receptor signaling pathway
Cellular component (GO): extracellular region; bursicon neuropeptide hormone complex
Molecular function (GO): neuropeptide hormone activity; G protein-coupled receptor binding
Source: RefSeq, a predicted model, not a curated record
UAAAAGCUCUCGCCGCAUGGGUCCGGUUCAUUAAAGCAAGGGUCAAUAAAUGGGACCCUGGACUCACUCGAGUACUCAGUUAAUGGACUAGAAUGGUCUGAGUCGGUUGGCAGAGGAGGACCCGAGGCUUUCAUCAGCCCCCCACCCUCACCCCCCCGAGAAACGAGAUGACCUCUGAUUCACUCGGCGGAUCUCGUCGUCGUAUGGUGGCGACGAGGAUGAUCCUUCUGUGUGGAUGGAUGGUGGUUGUUGUCCAGGCAACUCAGGACAAGUAUGACAGCAAUUGCGAGACUCUCCCGAUGGAAAUUCACAUUUCUAAAGAUGAAUAUGACAGUGAAAGCCACAUGUUAAUGCGAACCUGUGAGGAGAGUAUCAUCGUCAACAAAUGCGAAGGAGCUUGUACGUCAAGCAUCCAACCCAGUGCCAAGAAUCCUCUGGGUUUCCACAAGGAAUGCAAAUGUUGCCGGGAGAGCUCCUAUCGAGAACGUACCAUCAAAUUGACCAAUUGCUACGAUCCAGAUGGACAACGUCUCACCAAACCCGGUGUGUCCACCAUGUCCGUGUCCUUGAACGAACCCAACGAUUGUCAAUGCCAUGAAUGUGGCAAGAAGAUUUAGUUGGUCCAGACCACCAAUGUCAGUUUUAGGGAGCUUGCUCUGAGGAAUCCAAUUUAAAUCCAUGAUGUACACUAUUACUGUAUGUAGGUACUAUCGACUGUAUGCGUAAAUGCACUUCUUUGGUUUGUACUUCCUAGUUUACGCUUGACUCAUGAACACAUACACGACAAGGUUGAAAUACACAGCAAAUAAUUGAU